Brettanomyces nanus is the source of this 5325-nucleotide messenger RNA. RefSeq lists its product as uncharacterized. Gene Ontology annotation, cellular component: 90S preribosome; t-UTP complex; small-subunit processome. The record is from RefSeq and is a predicted model, not a curated record. Gene Ontology annotation, molecular function: snoRNA binding. Gene Ontology annotation, biological process: positive regulation of transcription by RNA polymerase I; maturation of SSU-rRNA from tricistronic rRNA transcript (SSU-rRNA, 5.8S rRNA, LSU-rRNA). Lineage: Eukaryota; Fungi; Ascomycota; Pichiomycetes; Pichiales; Pichiaceae. Bases 1 to 5325 code for a protein of 1774 amino acids. The transcript has a single exon.
AUGUCGUUAGCAGAUCAGUUGGCACAUAUAUCUCAAGAAGCUCAUGAUGUUGCGUUGGACAGAAAUAGAAGAUCCGAGCUUCAUUCGAUCUCAUUCCUAUAUGAUCCACAUUAUGCUGCUACGCAGGAUUAUGAAUCAAUCUUUGCGGAGUCUUUGGAAGCCCUUCAGAAAUUGCAGACACUUGAUAAGAGAUUCUCUAGAUUUAGGGAUACUAUUUUCAGUGACUUGUCUGUGAGCAUUGAUCGGCUGACCCAAACAAAGGAACAAAAUAAGAAUAUAGAUAAGACCAUCAAUGUGUUUUUAUCGCUCCUUGCACCCUACUGGCAUCUCGCUAUUUCAGUUAAGGCUGCAGAAUGGCCUUUGAGACGUUUUAGCAUGAAUGUAUACAAUUCGGAGUUUUUGCUUUUGACUGCUUUACCUUAUUUUGAUCAGCCAAUCUUUGAAAGAAUUCUUUAUGUGAUUCCGAAGCUACCAAUGAUAUUUCAAUGGCUUUCCGGCUUCAAAAAAGCCCAAAGGUGUCCUGCCAGAACCACAAUCACAAGGUCAUUCAGCGACAUUGAUUUCUUCAAUCUUUAUUCAAAGUUCAUCAACCAGGAGGUGGCCCAUCACAACCAAUACAGAAAGCAACUUGUUUUUUUCGUUGUCAUGACUGUGUCCGGUUUGGCUUCGCUAGCUUCGAGUAAUUCUGAUCAUCUAGCUGAUUUUAUUUCUUUGUCUUUGGAGUCCACUAGUACUUUAAUGGUCUCUAAGGAUCAGGAGAGCUGUGUCAGUGCUUUCACUAUAUUGUCGGCGGUGUCUUCUGCAGUUCCCUUGUCAAGAGAAGUUAUCAUGGCCUCAAUAGACACAAUUAUAUUAUCUUUUGACGGAGAUCUUUCCAUUGCCUCCUUCCGCUGCAUCCUCAAAUUGUAUCAGAAUAUCCAGUCAGAUUCACUAGCUCCACUUCGGUCAUCCACUGUUAAUGGACUUCCUAAAGAGCUUCUCUCGCCUGGUUCAGACUAUUUACACUUGAUUAGGUUCACCCGUUACAGCAACAAGUUUGUUACCUCCUAUUUACGGGCCUUAAUUAUUGCUGGGAAGAGUAUUGAAUCUUCUGUGUUUGACUCGUUGAGAUUCGACUUCCACUUCACCAAAAAGCAACUACAAUUGUUGGAAACCGAUAUCAUUACGCAUGUGCGGGAUUCUUCCAGUGGCGGACAGGAAUUCGUGUCUUUUUUGAAGUUUUUAAUAGAUCAGGAUAAGCAACAGUUCUUGUCAGUCCUCAAUCAGUCCAAAAUGUCGGUUGAGAAUUUGGAGAUGCUGGUUCAAUCCACUCUUCUCCUGGUGGAAGACAUUGAAGACCUAAGCCAGCAGGAUAGCGGAGAUAGUGUUACGGUCAGCAUAGAUGAUGAAACUGAGUCUGAUGUGGACCUACUUAGCCUAUUUGAGGAUCAUAAGACCGAUGUUGCCACUUUCUUAUCAUCUGAUAGCGUAAUUAAUACUUCGUUCCAUGAUUUACAAAGCAUUUACCUUAGAUCCAUUCAAGUCCAAUCCGAAGGCUUGUUUUUGGAUACAUCCUUCAAAGAUGUCGAUCAGCGUAUUUCAUUCUUGCUCCGUGUCGCUUCUGGAUCUCAGAUCCCGAUUAGGGGAAGAAUCAACUCUUUAGGACAGCUCAAGAAAUUGAUUGAGGGCUUGGACCCGACUGUUUUUGUUUACUCGAUUUUGCCUGUCUUAUGUACCCUUUUCUUGGAUCCUAACCCUAAGAUGAGAUCUCAAGCUGUCGAUGUUCUUGAGGUUAUACACUCCAGACCGAAAUCGAAUGCUAAGAGAAUACUACUCGAACAUAUGUAUGGUUCUGCUAACGUGGCCAUGAUCUCCCCAAAGGACGGCUCCAUUUUUAUCUCCAAAUUGCUGAUUAAUAAGCAGCUAUUCAAGUUGGAUGCGGAAUCAUUGCUUCAAUCCUUCCACAGUAUAAUAGGUAGUAAGAAGUUAGCUCAAAUGGUUUUGGCCUUUUUUGCAUCGCAUACCACUAUAGUUGACGUGCCUGAUAUCAAGGCCAAAUUGCUCAAGAUCACUUCCGCGGGUUGUUUAUCUCUUAAAGGUGCUUCCAGUCCUUCUGAAUUGUUUUCAGAUUUGCUGUCCAGCUAUCUAAAGGAAAGAUCUCAAUGGAAAGAAAAGUGUGAAGUAACUUCGUCUGACUUUGAUGUCUUUGAAUUGCAGAUUAUAGAACUGGUGCGUGAAAAGGAAAAUAAUCUGUCAGCCCUUACUCUUCUUGAAGAAGCUUUGGUUUCUCCAUUUGAACAUUUGGCAUCUGUAUCUCAGCACAGGCUUGUUCAGAUUUUCCCUACAUUGAAAUUCGAGCACCAAAUACGAAUUAUCAGCUAUCUAUUAGAGGAUGGCUUGAAGGAUGAUUCUGCUGUGAAAUACGACCCUCUAGAGUUGCUUGAAAAUCUUCAGUUGUCAGAUGCUAUAUUUGUUCAGUUGCUAAAAGGAUCUGUCGUGGGCACGUCUUCAUCACAGCCGCAGAAUAAUGUACCAAAGAGAAGAAGAAGGUCCUCCGCUUCAGCUAGACAGGCUAUGAAGGAGACGGAGGUUUCCAGCUUGGCUAACCUACACUUGAGGAAAGUUACUAUUCUUUUGGACCUUCUAUUUUUCUUCAGCUCCAAGCAAACCUUUAAGCCUUCUCUCGACUUGUUGAAGUUUCUUUUCACCAUCUUGGAUGAUCUUGAAACUUUGAGUAUGGACGGAAAGCUUCCAGUUCUAUACUCACAGGAAACUUUGGCUUCGUGUAUGUUGAAUGUUAUCAAUACCAUGAAGGAAUCACAACUAUCUAUUGAUAAUACCUCUGCUAUUAGGGCGGACAUUAUUGUGUCCUCUAUUAGAUCGUCCGAUUCUCCACAGGUGCAGAACAAGUUACUCCUAGUGAUCGCUGCCUUGGCAUCUCUCUCUCCUGAAUUAGUUCUUCACUCCGUUAUGCCGAUCUUCACGUUUAUGGGGGCACACACCAUUAGGCAGGAUGAUGAGUUUUCUACUCAUGUGGUAGAAGAAACCAUCCUUUGCGUCGUGCCUGCCUUGGCUAGUACUGCGAAGAGCGGAAUGGCAGAAGAAGUUGACUUUUUGUUAACUUCAUUUGUUGGUGCCUUCCCUCAUAUUCCUAGACACAGAAGAGUUAGACUAUUCACCACCUUGGCAAGAACUUUAAGUAGUCAACUAUCUGUUUAUUUAAUUUUGUUUUUGUGCGGCCAGCAGUACGCUAAUGCUUACGCCAAGCAUAAGAUGGCCAAUUGCAGUGCUUUGACUGACUUUUCGUCUAUUUUCUUGCAGAGCUUUACGCCAGAAGAGCAAUUGGAUGCCGCUCGAAGAUAUUUGGCAUUGUGGAAGGAUCUUCCUGAAGAUGUGGUUGAAAAAGGUUCUAAGACAUUUGGUGAAUUGACUUCUAGAGUUAUUUUCGGCCCCUCGAUUGUGGCUAUGAACAAGUCGGAGCUUUACAACCUCAGAAAAGGUCUUCUCAGCUAUUUGAGGCAUUCUCUCGUCGAUUUUAAGAGUACUAGUGAUAUCCCAAAAUUGAGACUAAAGAUCACUUCUGAAUUUUUACAAAAUGGAAGCUCGGAGGAGAACUUGUCAGUAUUUUCUGGCCUAAUCAAAGACGUUUUGGGAUUAGCCGAUGAAUACAGUAACAGUUUUGAGGAUGAAGAGAUUCUUAAAAAGUUUUACAAGCUAUUGGGAGACAUUUUAAGUUUGCUGCCUAUUCAGUACUUUGUGAAGUCGAUUUCUAGUAUUCUUAUAGCUCCGUCUGCUUCUAUGAGAACGAAGCAGCAUGUGGCUAAUCUUGCGUCAGCCAAGUUCGAACUUGAGCAUAUUGACAACACUUAUGCUCAAGAAGGUAUUUCCAUCUUGACUCCAAUAUUACUUGAUGCUAUCAUUUCUUGUGAAAACGUUGAGCUUUCACAAGCCUGUUUUGAUACCUUGGCUAGCUUUUUCCAGAGAUUUCACGAUCGUCUUGAAUCUGAAUUGCUGCUAAGGUCUUUGGAUGUGGCAGUUGGGGAAUCUGGUUUACUUAGUAAGUCCGGUCCAGAAUUGACAAUUGCUGCAAUCAAUUGUGUUACUAGUGUCGUGACCGUUGCUGGAGUAAAGAUCAUUGGAUACUUCCCAAAGAUUAUUUCUUCACUUUACAAGAUUUUUGAGACCACCACUGAUGCUGCGGAUGGUAGUGAUGAAGAAGAGUCUGCCAGAUUGAUUCAAAUCUCAAUCUUGGUAUUAUUCUCAGCUAUGAUGAGAAAGAUCCCCAACUUUUUGACACCAAAUGUUCAAGACUUCACUGAUAUUACAUUCAGGGCAAAGUUGGUUCCAGAUUCCAUUAGAAAUACUGUUUUGGCAACCAUGGUAAACAGUGUUGAUUCAAAGACAGUUCUCUCAGCAUUGUGUAAGUUGUGGUCUAAGGUGUCCGAUUUGGAUGCUGCAACGAUUGGUCUCUUCUUAUCAACUUUAGAUCUUGAGGUGGACAAGCUAGACAAGAAAACUGCUAUCACUGAAUCUAGUAUGUUUACUAGAUUUUUCUUGAAUGCCUUAGAGUUUCAGGGCACUUCAAAGUUUGAUAUCAAUACUGUCAAUAGAAUUGAAUCUAGUAUUUCAAAAUGCGGCAUUCAGUAUGUGCUGAAAUUGAACGAUAAGAAUUUUAGACCUUUGUUUGCUUCCAUCGUCAGGUGGGCUUUUGAUGGUGAAGGUGUCGUCACGUCUAUUAAUGAGAUCGAACGACUUCAAUCAUUUUUCAAGUUUUUCAACAAGCUUCAAGAGCAGUUGCGUUCAAUUAUCACCACCUACUUCUCCUAUUUGCUUGAUUCCACAGAGUCGUUACUCGAUAGGUUCAGCAAAGGCUCUAUUGAUAACAUUCUCUUAAAAAGAUUAGUUUUCAUUUCCUUAACAUCGUCGUUCAAAUAUGAUCAGAGUGAGUACUGGCAGACAAGCACAAGAUUCACUCCAAUAUCCAAAUGUUUGUGCGAUCAGUUGACCAAUGUGGAAGAUACCAUUGGUAAGCACUUGGUGAAGGCUUUGACGGCAUUGGUUCAGACUGCCUCUUCUGAAGAACAUAACAAGCAAGUGAACGAUCUUUUGAUGUCGCAUAUGAAGGCUGAGUGUAAGCCAAAGGAGAAAUUCUGGACGGUGAGAACCCUAAAGAACAUCUACAAGAAGAUGGGAGAAAAUUGGUUGAGUUUGCUUCCUCAGUUGGUUCCGUUGAUUGCGGAACUUUUAGAGGAUGAUGAUGAAGAAGUUGAAAUGGAGGUUAGAACAGGAUUAGCCAAGGUUAUUGAAGACGUUAUGGGCGAACCCUUAGAUAGAUAUCUACAGUAA